AUGGGUGAUAAGAUUACGCAUUUACAGGACAAGCUUUGCCAUAUUUCGAGGGUUAUGGUAGAUUCUCUCGGAGUGUUACAAAGAGAUGCUCCUCCAGCAAUCACUGAUUAUCAAGUCAUGAAUAAUAUUCCAAUGGUUUCCGAUACGAGUAAAACUGUAUGGACACCGGAGCAAUUAAAAAAAGAGGCUUCAACAGCAGGAGAAAAUUUAGUUGCAGCUUGUUUGGAAUUUGAAAAAAUGUUAGAUGAAUUACCGACGCUUAUUCGCUCACAAGACGAUCAAAUGAAUCGAUUGAAAGAUUACCAGACACAAAAUGAAAUUCAAACACAAAUUUUGAAAAAGAGGCUUGAGCUGGCUGAAAAUUAUUUACAAAGUGUUUCACAUUCAAUUGAAGAUGUUACCAACAAUCGACUGAAAGUGAGGCAUCCAAGCCGAACAAGUACUUCUCAACAAGAUGCCAUGGAUCAACUAUAA
Molecule: messenger RNA, 474 nt
Organism: Naegleria lovaniensis
Lineage: Eukaryota; Heterolobosea; Eutetramitea; Acrasida; Naegleriidae
Exons: 1
Coding region: 1-474 (157 amino acids)
Biological process (GO): regulation of transcription by RNA polymerase II
Cellular component (GO): mediator complex
Molecular function (GO): transcription coregulator activity
Source: RefSeq, a predicted model, not a curated record